AUGGAGCGUGCGAUUCGUGACACGACCCCGCAACAAUACGGGCUGAUGGGCUUCAAAACCUCAGCAUCCUUGAGUAAUCAUGUGUUAAAGGCUCGUGCGAUUGGUCCUCGUCUGGCAAACAUCGUCCAGAACAACGGUGUUGGCUUGGCUGGUGCGAAUGCCAAUGCUGGCACACAGGCUACCUCAACUCCGCGCACCACAGCGACUACCGACUCCCCUGCCACUCAUCAGACUCCUACCGCCACUUCGCGUCCUACCGCAACUCGCCACACCACAUCCGCUCGCCAUACCACACCUCCGCUCCACUUGAUAAGCGAACACCACCACCCAAUCCCCCCAAUCCACGCCAACCUCAACAUCAAGCAGUUCGAACCUCACCGACUACCACUCUACAGCACCCUCUGCUGCUUCAUCCGCUCCACCGAACGCCGUCCCGACUACUUCAACCUCACCACCUUCGCCGACCUCGUCCAUACACCGACUUGUCCAGAUUCAGGCGAGAAUGAUAUAACAAUCAACGCCUAA
Recurvomyces mirabilis is the source of this 525-nucleotide messenger RNA. RefSeq lists its product as uncharacterized. Lineage: Eukaryota; Fungi; Ascomycota; Dothideomycetes; Mycosphaerellales; Teratosphaeriaceae. The transcript has a single exon. Bases 1 to 525 code for a protein of 174 amino acids. The record is from RefSeq and is a predicted model, not a curated record.